Molecule: messenger RNA, 1752 nt
Organism: Trichomycterus rosablanca
Lineage: Eukaryota; Metazoa; Chordata; Actinopteri; Siluriformes; Trichomycteridae
Gene: hnrnph1
Product: heterogeneous nuclear ribonucleoprotein H1
Exons: 11
Coding region: 65-1276 (403 amino acids)
Cellular component (GO): ribonucleoprotein complex
Molecular function (GO): RNA binding
Source: RefSeq, a predicted model, not a curated record
AUCAGAGCGAGCGGCUAGUAAAAACGCUAGCCACAUUUUCAACCAUUUACUGUCUUUCUAAAGCAUGAGCAUGGCAGAUGGAGAGGGUUUCGUGGUGCGAGUAAGAGGUUUGCCCUGGUCCUGCUCUACUGAUGAAGUUCAGAGAUUCUUUUCAGAUUGUAAGAUUGCAAACAAUGCCUCAAGCAUACACUUUACUUACACAAAAGAGGGAAGACCAAGUGGGGAGGCAUUUGUUGAAUUUGAAAGUGAAGAAGAUAUGAAGAUUGCAUUAAAGAAAGAUCGAGAAACAAUGGGACAUCGUUAUGUCGAAGUGUUCAAAUCCAACAAUGUGGAGAUGGACUGGGUACUAAAGCACACUGGCCCUAACUGCCCAGACUCAGCAGGGGACGGCCUAAUUAGACUUCGUGGUCUCCCGUUUGGCUGCAGCAAAGAGGAGAUUGUUCAGUUUUUCUCAGGGUUGGAAAUCGUGCCAAAUGGGAUAACAUUGCCGGUGGACUUCCAGGGGAGGAGUACGGGGGAGGCCUUCGUGCAGUUUGCUUCACAGGAUAUAGCUGAAAAGGCUCUAAAGAAACACAAGGAAAGAAUAGGGCACAGGUAUAUAGAAAUUUUCAAGAGUAGCCGUGCAGAGGUGCGCACACACUACGAGCCUCAGCGGAAAAUGAUGGGCAUGCAAAGGCCGGGGCCCUACGACCGUCCAGUAGGGCGAGGCUACAACAGCAUGAACCGUGGGGUCCAGUUUGAGCGUGUCCGCCGUGGCGGAUAUGGAGGAGAUAGUCGUUAUGGGGAUGGAGGUUCCUCUUUUCAGAGCACAACAGGCCACUGUGUGCAUAUGAGAGGUCUUCCCUACAGAGCCACAGAGACAGACAUUUACAAUUUCUUCUCUCCACUGAAUCCUGUACGUGUGCACGUGGAGAUCGGCCCUGACGGCAGAGUCACUGGUGAAGCAGAUGUAGAGUUCGCUACACAUGAAGAUGCUGUUGCUGCCAUGUCGAAGGACAAAGCCAACAUGCAGCAUCGUUAUGUUGAGCUGUUCUUAAAUUCCACAGCAGGGGGUGGAAGUGGUGGGUAUGGAGGGGGCCAGUCUUCUUAUGGGCACGGCGGUCAGGCAAUGAGCUCCGGCUAUGGUGGUGGCUACGGCAACCAGGGUGGCAUGGGAGGAUACAAUGAUUACAGUAAUCAGAGCGGAAUGGGAAGCAGUUACUAUGGCGGGGGGAGCCGCGGAUCAAUGGGCGUGAAUGGUCUAAACAGCAGCAUGGGUGGAGGCUGGGGAAUGUAGCUUCAACAUCACUGAUCGUUAUGAACUCCUGUUCUUGUUUUGGUUACAUCCUUUACUUUAGAACUGUACGAGACGUUCUUCUUUUUAUUAUUUUAUAUUUUCAUCAGACUUGUAUUAUUGUUACAUUUUAUGUGUUGUUUUGUAAUAUAAGUGAAGAAAAUCUCUAGACAUGUAACUACAGCAGUGGAUUUCUUUCUAUACACAGAGGUGACAGUUUUCAUCUUCCCAGUUAGGGGAGGAGGGUUCUAUUUCCAAUGUAAAUCUGCAAAUGUGUCCUGCUGUGAAGCAUGUAAGCAGGAGUACAGAGAGAGUAUAGCUGUACCUGUAGCUGCAUGUAGUUAUUGUGUUUAAUAUAACUUACUUUUCCUCUUCUGUAUUUACUUUGUGUUUCUUUAAGUGGUGUAGGACAUGGAUUCCUGUCUGAAGUUACGCUUGUGCACAGAAUGGCAGUGUUUAAUAAAAUCUCUGUAACUCUU